AUGUGUGCAUCGCAAAACCACCGGGCAGGGCCUUGAUCGGCAUCGAGAUGACGAGACGUGAAUCGAAGCGCUCUCCUGUAUCUUGUUUUGUGUCCAGGUCCGAGUCCCGCAUUCCGAAGAUGGCGUAUGAUACUUGAUGCGGGCGGAACCGGCCUGCGCCCCAGCCAUGAAGUGGUCAUUUUGCACUGCGCAGCUCUGCUGCUGUGUCGCUCGGCGGUCUGGGCGACGAUCCGGCCUCGUGCGUGCGUGCGCUGGUGGUGGUGGUGGUGGUGGGCAAGAGAGAGAGCUGGCGCCUGGCCGCUGGCGCUGGCGGGGGGCUCUCCGCUUUCCGCCUCUCGCGCUCUCUCUGUCCAGCGGUUCGCAACACCCUCAUCGUCUGUCGUCGAUACACCUGGGCCAAUGCGGUCACAGAUACCAACCGAAGCUCGUGGGCGCUCGUGCGCAUGCUCUUCGAGAGGAUCUCAGCAGAGGUCAUUGCUUCUUUCACCCACCGUGAACGCUUGUGUGUCCUCCGAGCGGCACGGAGGACGACGACAGCCCAAGAGGAAACGAAGAAGCCCACCUUCGUGUGUGACACGACACGAAACGACGCGACCGGGGACGGCCUUGAAUUGGCGGGCGAAGCGUAGCGAAGAGAGCCCAUCAGGUGCUGCGUCCGGGGUGCAUUUAUAUGCGUGUGGGUUUUCUCACGAUCAGACAUCCAGCAAGCGUUUCUCCCGCUACUGUGCCAUCACACUCUCCCUCGCAACGUCGGCCUUGCGUCACGAAUCCGUAGUGCCUUCACAUCUUCCCGGCUCCCACCUUCCCCUUCCUCCGGCGCGCCGCUGUGGGUUCAAAGAUUUUCGCUCCAGCAGCUGCGUCGUUAUCUGGGUGUCUACCGCUGCGGGGUCAACCUCAUUGGCCAUCCGCGAGCUCAAGUGCAAGAUUGCGCUCGGUCGUGCUCUACAAAGACGCUAGUCGGCUCGAAUCUUGGCGGUCUCGCUCCGAAUAAGAGCAGCUUCCCGCUUGUGUGACAGCCAAAGCAAAAAAAAAACUUGCAAAUCGUCACAGGACCGACCGCAUUCACC
Tilletiaria anomala UBC 951 is the source of this 1067-nucleotide messenger RNA. RefSeq lists its product as uncharacterized. The record is from RefSeq and is a predicted model, not a curated record. The transcript is spliced from 2 exons. Lineage: Eukaryota; Fungi; Basidiomycota; Exobasidiomycetes; Georgefischeriales; Tilletiariaceae. Bases 127 to 957 code for a protein of 276 amino acids.